AGGACAGGCAGCGGGGCGCAUGGCAGGCCUGGGCGGGGGGGGUUCCCCCCCGCGGGCCCCCCCGGCCCCCCCCGCGCUGCAGCCGCGCUGGAAGCGGGUGGUGGGAUGGGCCGGGCCGGUGCCCAGGCCCCGACACGGCCACAGGGCCGUGGCCAUCAAGGAGCUCAUCGUGGUCUUCGGGGGAGGCAACGAGGGCAUCGUGGACGAGCUGCACGUCUACAACACCGUCACCAACCAGUGGUUCAUCCCGACAGUGAGGGGGGACAUUACUAUGUCCCCUCCACCUGCUGACCCCCCCUGGCCCCCCUUUGCCCCCCCAGCCACCCACCAGUGGUUCAUCCCUGCG
This is a messenger RNA of Neopelma chrysocephalum (saffron-crested tyrant-manakin), 346 nucleotides long. Its product is annotated as host cell factor 1-like. Lineage: Eukaryota; Metazoa; Chordata; Aves; Passeriformes; Pipridae. The transcript is spliced from 2 exons. Gene Ontology annotation, cellular component: histone methyltransferase complex. The record is from RefSeq and is a predicted model, not a curated record. Gene Ontology annotation, molecular function: protein binding; transcription coactivator activity. Gene Ontology annotation, biological process: chromatin remodeling; regulation of DNA-templated transcription. The annotation marks the transcript as partial.